AUGGCAUCUCACACUACUAAGGCUACGGCCAGAUUGCGUAUGACACAGCAACAUUUGACCGGCUCCAGUUGCAAAUUUACUACUUCUGCUACUAGCGCAAACCUAUCCAAAUCUGCUGCUAACAUUAACAUUAAGGAUGUCUCGUCGGUCAGCCGUGGCUCCAAGUACACUACUGAAUACAAGAACUAUGCUGUGGAUGGUCAGAACCAGGUGAUUUCAUGGUUUCAUGAUGUUCCUUUGAAUUUGGACAUAGAGGCUGCAGAAGCCAACAUUGUCGUUGAGAUUCCACGCUGGUCUAAUGCCAAAUUUGAGAUUGACACCAAACUGCCGGGCAAUCCCAUUGUCCAGGAUGUGAAGAAGGGUGCUGUUCGCUUUGUCAAAAACCUCUUUCCUCAUCACGGUUACAUCCACAACUACGGAGCCCUUCCCCAGACAUGGGAAGACCCCACUCACAAGGAUGAAGCCCUCGAUUUGUAUGGAGACAACGAUCCUGUAGAUGUCUGUGAAAUUGGUUCUGCUAUUUUAACUACUGGACUGGUCAAAAGGGUCAAGAUUUUGGGCUCCAUAGCGUUGAUAGACGAUGGAGAGCUCGAUUGGAAGGUGAUUGUCAUCGACGUCAAUGAUCCGCUCGCCGAAAAUGUCAAUGACAUUCAUCACUUGUACACGAGAUGUCCGGGCUUAUUGGAAACUACCAGACAAUGGUUCAGAGACUACAAGUUAGCAGAUGGUAAGCCUCAGAACAAGUUUGCUUACAACGGUCAGUACAGAAACAAGAAGGAAACGUUACAACUCAUUCAGGAUUGUAACAAGAGCUGGUACAAGUUGAUAACGGGUCAAACUAAGGGCCAGAAAUUGCCUUCUAUCGAAAAUGCCACACUAGUCGGAACCCCAGGCUACAACGGAGGUUACAGAACUCAGCAAUUACUUGUAGGAAAAGAUGAGACAGAUGCUCCUAUUCCUGUAGACAUACAACGAAACCACUUCAUCCCAACCGAUUAA
This is a messenger RNA of Scheffersomyces stipitis CBS 6054, 999 nucleotides long. It is a transcript of the gene PPA2, whose product is annotated as inorganic diphosphatase. Gene Ontology annotation, biological process: phosphate-containing compound metabolic process. Gene Ontology annotation, cellular component: cytoplasm; nucleus. Bases 1 to 999 code for a protein of 332 amino acids. The transcript has a single exon. Gene Ontology annotation, molecular function: magnesium ion binding; inorganic diphosphate phosphatase activity. NCBI's taxonomy places the organism in Eukaryota, Fungi, Ascomycota, Pichiomycetes, Serinales, Debaryomycetaceae. The record is from RefSeq and is a predicted model, not a curated record.